GGCCUUCAGGCUGUUCGGGGGGCCGGAGUUGGUGGACUUUGGCUGUUGAGACUAUGAGAGGAUUUCGGAGAGUGACGGGGUGCUGAAAGUGGCAUCACAGGUAGACAGUGGUGUGGGAGUCUUUUUGGUAUGCUGGCCUUCAUCAGUCAGUGGGAUGUUCGAUUCAAGCACAGAAUUGUUGUUCAAGGUUCCUGUACAACAAGGUAUCUGCAGGGAUGGAGUUCAAAGUUAGCAGACUGUAAUGACUGCUUAACAUCUGCAGAAAUCUCUUCUGAAGAUGAAUCAGAGUAGUGAGUCCUUGAUAGUGGAAACUGGACCGCUGAGCACAUCUCCACCACUGAACACCCGUGGUCAGCCAAGCUUUAGACUGCAGGCUGAGAGGAUGUGCUCUCCAGGAACUCCCAUGAUCGGGAAGCAGACUCCGAGUCCACAGCUCCCAGUCUGCAUGGAUAAUGACUGGGAGAGCCAAGAGGAGCUGCGGCUGCGAGAGCUGGAAGAGGCUCGAGCCCGGGCAGCUCAGAUGGAGAAGACGAUGCGCUGGUGGUCAGACUGUACUGCAAACUGGCGUGAAAAGUGGAGCAAAGUACGAGCAGAGAGAAAUAAGUCCAGGGAAGAGGUGAGACUGCUGAGACAGAAGCUGGAGGCGGUCAACAAAGAAUUAACAGCAGUGAAACGUGAAAAGCAGGAGCUGUUCAACGAGAAUGAGCAGCUGAGGUUGGAGAUUGUGUGCAUAAAGAAUAGUCAGCACAAUGAAGAGACAGUGGAUAAUAAAUUAGUUUCUUCAAAGGAGAGCGUAAUCUCCAAUAUUGCAGAGCAGGAACCAGUGCGAGAUGUUGGAACAGAGAAAACUUUUAAAAACAAGGACUUGGAGUUCAUGGAAGCAAUUCUGAAAAGUGAGCAGGAAGGUUGGGAAGCUUGGGACAAGCACACUGCACAAAGUGUGAGGACUUCACUCAACCGCCAGGAGAGGAGCCGUAUCCUGUGGGAAGAAGUGUCUGUACUGGAAGAGGAUACUUCCAAGGUCACUGUGUUGCAAUUGCGUCUGGAUGAAUCUCAGAAAACUCUACAGAAAGAGAGGGAAGAUAAGAAUGCACUCAGUAAGCACAUAGAGAAUUUGGAGACAGAUAUCGCCCAAUGGAAAAUCAAGUAUGAAGAGCUCAGCAAAUCCAAGAAGGAGGUACUACAACAGCUGAACAUCUUAAAGGAAGUGCACCAGGAUGAGUUGGGUCGAAUUUCAGAAGACUUGGAAGAUGAGCUGGGAGCUCGGACAAGCAUGGACAAAAAACUAGCAGAACUGAGAGCUGAGAUGGAGAGACUACAGGCAGAGAACACAUCUGAGUGGGGCAAGAGGGAGCGGUUGGAGACUGAGAAGCUGAAUCUUGAAAGAGAGAACAAAAAGCAGAAGGCACAGAUUGAGGACUUGAUGGAAGUACUGACGAAGAAGAGGAAGCAAGCUGCAAGUGCCCUGGAUACAGACCUGAAAACAAUUCAGAGUGAACUUUUUGAGAAAAAUAAGGAGUUGUCAGAUCUUAGGCAUGUUCAUGCCAAACUAAAGAAACAGUAUCAGGAAAAGAUGACAGAAUUGGCCCAUGCAAACAGAAGAGUGGAACAACAUGAAGUUGAAGUGAAGAAACUGCGGCUGCGAGUGGAGGAGUUAAAGAAAGAGCUAACACUAGCGGAGGAUGAGCUGGAUGAAGCUCACAACCAAACCAGGAGGUUACAGAGGUCCUUGGAUGAACAAACAGAGGAGUCAGAGAACCUUCAGGUACAGCUGGAGCACUUACAAUCCAGGUUACGGAGACAGCAGGCCGUCUUUGGGAAACGAAGCUCUUGUUUUGGCCCAGAUGAGCCCAGUGAGACUGGCAGUGACUUUGACGAUGACCCUGAGCUAUUGCAGUUACAGAUUCCUUAAGCAGCAGUCGCAAAGUUGGUGUGCAGGAGGGAGCAUCACUGUACUGUCAUUCUUGCAAGCCACAGGCCAAGACUGGCAUGGCUCUCUGUUACCUAGCUGAGCAUCUGAGAACAUAGCAUUCGAGAAACUUCCUUUUGUAUAAGCAUAACUGUCACUUACUUUUAUAAUUGACUUUGUAUACUUUAAAAGUUAUUUAUACAUACAACUGACCACUGUAAACUAUAUUUACAAUACAUUAAUUUUCUGUUAUAAACCUGAGUACUGAGAGAG
Hypanus sabinus (Atlantic stingray) is the source of this 2182-nucleotide messenger RNA. It is a transcript of the gene ccdc102a, whose product is annotated as coiled-coil domain containing 102A. The record is from RefSeq and is a predicted model, not a curated record. Bases 278 to 1912 code for a protein of 544 amino acids. The transcript has 10 exons. Lineage: Eukaryota; Metazoa; Chordata; Chondrichthyes; Myliobatiformes; Dasyatidae. Gene Ontology annotation, cellular component: myosin complex.